AUGUCGCAUAUGAUGGGCCAUACUCAAGAGAGACCAAUACAAGAAAUCGGCUCAUUUGUUGUCGUUGUUGUUGUCGUUGUCACUCCUCCCGGAAGACGUACGACCUCACAGCGCCACCCCCCAUGUUUAAUACUAAUAGUGCAGCCGAACGGAGCACAGUCUAAGUUAGUACGUCGCACUCAGGAUAAGCGUAUCGCCAACAAAGUCGGUCGCAUCCUGGCCCGGUUUCCUUGGCUCUCCUUGGCCUGGCCCACUUCAGGAUUCGGCUGGCCCUGUGCAGCUGAUGUCUCACAUGGCAAAAAGUGGGCGAGAUAA
This is a messenger RNA of Aspergillus homomorphus CBS 101889, 315 nucleotides long. RefSeq lists its product as uncharacterized. The record is from RefSeq and is a predicted model, not a curated record. Bases 1 to 315 code for a protein of 104 amino acids. The transcript has 4 exons. NCBI's taxonomy places the organism in Eukaryota, Fungi, Ascomycota, Eurotiomycetes, Eurotiales, Aspergillaceae.